UUUCACACCGUAAAGAGUGUCUCUCAAAAGGCUUCCUUCUUCUUUCCACCAGCGCCGAGAAGGAACGGCCUGCGGCUCCCGGGCGGGCAGGACCCGCGCGUCCCCUCAGCGAGCGGCGGGGCGGGAAAAGCCCUCAGCCGGGAGCGCCGCUGAGGGAGCGCCGGGGCCGCCUCAGCGCGGCUCCUCCUGCUCCAGGUAGCGCUGGAAGCACCUGCGGAGGCACGGAGAGAGCCACGGACCCUCGGGGCGACCGGAGCGCGCCGCCUCCCUCAGGCGGAGGAGCCGCCAACCCGCAGCUCUCUCCAUCCUCGCCGCCGCCGCCGCCUCCCGUCGGUACCUGCCUUUCCCUGCCCGUGCCAUUCCCCUCCUCUGCUCCCUCCUCCUGCUGUCCCCCUCAUGCAUAUGGAUGGGCGCAUGCGCCUGCCGCCCUGGGCUAGAUGAAGCGGAGCGGCGGCGGCGCUCCCAGACGGGCGGGCGGCUGCGGGGCGGUGCGUGUGCUGCAUGUGCGUGUGUGUGUGAGUGAGUGUGUGUGUGUGCGUGCGUGUGUCUCGGGGGGGCGAGGGGCUCCGCCGCAAGAAAUAAAAGGACUGGGAUAAUAAUCGCCAUAAUAAAACAAAAACAAAACAAACAAAAAAAAGAAAAAGAAAAAGGAGAGAGAGAAAAGAAAAGGGAAAGAAAAGAGGGGAGGCGAGAGAAUAAGGCGGAUAAAAGGAGGCCGGGCUGCUUUGCAUUGAAGAGCGGGGCGCUAUUGAAAGCGCUUGAAAAGCGGCGUUGUCCGGCGCGGGUGCGCCGCGGUAUAUUAGAGCGGGGCGGCGGCGGCAACAGCGGCAACAGCAACAGCAGCAGCAGCGGCGGCGGCGCCUCCUCCUCCUCGCCCUCCUCCUCCUUCUUCUCCUCCUCCUCCUCCCUCCUGGCCCUCCCCGUCCCGUCCCGACCCGGAGCGAGCGGCGGCGGCGGCGGCCCUGCAGGCGGGCGGGCGGGCAGCGCGGCGGCGGCGGCGGCGGCAUGCGUGCGCCCCGGCGGGCAGCCGCGGCGGCGUGCUCCAUCCUCACCCUGCUCCUGGCGCUGCGGGCCGAGGUGACUUUAGCGUCGGGACAGUUUGAGUUGGAGAUCUUAUCCAUGCAAAAUGUGAAUGGUGAACUGCAAAAUGGAAAUUGCUGCGAUGGCACCCGAAACCCAGGAGAUAAAAAAUGCACCAGAGACGAGUGUGACACCUAUUUUAAAGUUUGCCUGAAGGAGUAUCAAUCGCGGGUCACUGCUGGCGGUCCUUGCAGCUUCGGAUCCAAAUCCACUCCUGUCAUCGGAGGAAAUACCUUCAAUUUAAAGUACAGCCGGAAUAAUGAAAAGAACCGGAUCGUUAUCCCUUUCAGCUUCGCCUGGCCGAGAUCCUACACAUUGCUUGUUGAGGCAUGGGAUUACAAUGAUAACUCCACAAACCCCGAUCGCAUUAUCGAGAAGGCUUCCCACUCUGGCAUGAUCAAUCCCAGCCGCCAGUGGCAGACUUUGAAACACAACGCAGGAGUUGCCCACUUUGAGUACCAAAUCCGUGUGACGUGUGCAGAACAUUACUAUGGCUUCGGCUGCAACAAGUUCUGUCGACCGAGAGACGACUUCUUCACUCACCACACCUGUGACCAGAACGGCAACAAGACCUGCUUGGAAGGCUGGAUGGGACCAGAGUGCAACAAAGCUAUUUGUCGUCAGGGAUGUAGCCCCAAGCAUGGUUCUUGCACAAUUCCAGGAGAGUGCAGGUGUCAGUAUGGAUGGCAAGGCCAGUACUGUGAUAAGUGCAUUCCACACCCGGGAUGUGUCCAUGGCACUUGCAUUGAACCAUGGCAGUGCCUCUGUGAAACCAACUGGGGUGGUCAGCUCUGUGACAAAGAUCUGAACUACUGUGGAACCCACCCACCCUGCUUGAAUGGUGGUACCUGCAGCAACACUGGCCCUGACAAAUACCAAUGUUCCUGCCCUGAGGGCUACUCAGGACAGAACUGUGAAAUUGCGGAGCACGCCUGCCUCUCCGACCCUUGUCACAACGGGGGAAGCUGCCUUGAGACAUCCACGGGAUUUGAAUGUGUGUGCGCUCCUGGCUGGGCUGGACCAACUUGCACUGACAAUAUUGAUGAUUGUUCUCCAAAUCCCUGUGGUCAUGGAGGAACUUGCCAAGAUCUAGUUGAUGGAUUUAAGUGUAUUUGCCCACCUCAGUGGACUGGCAAAACUUGCCAGCUAGAUGCAAAUGAAUGUGAGGGCAAGCCCUGUGUCAAUGCCAACUCCUGCAGGAACCUGAUUGGCAGCUACUACUGUGACUGCAUUACUGGCUGGUCUGGCCACAACUGUGAUAUAAAUAUUAACGACUGUCGUGGACAAUGUCAGAAUGGAGGAUCCUGUCGGGAUUUGGUUAAUGGUUAUCGGUGUAUCUGUUCACCUGGCUAUGCAGGAGAUCACUGUGAGAAAGACAUCAAUGAAUGUGCAAGUAACCCUUGCAUGAAUGGGGGUCAUUGCCAGGAUGAAAUCAAUGGAUUCCAAUGUCUGUGUCCUGCUGGUUUCUCAGGAAACCUCUGUCAGCUGGACAUAGAUUAUUGCGAGCCAAAUCCCUGCCAGAACGGCGCCCAGUGCUUCAAUCUUGCCAUGGACUAUUUCUGUAACUGCCCUGAGGAUUACGAAGGGAAGAACUGCUCCCACCUGAAGGAUCACUGCCGCACGACUCCUUGUGAAGUAAUUGACAGCUGCACCGUGGCAGUGGCUUCCAACAGCACGCCCGAAGGGGUUCGCUAUAUCUCUUCCAAUGUUUGUGGUCCUCACGGGAAGUGCAAGAGCCAAGCGGGUGGAAAAUUCACCUGUGAAUGCAACAAAGGAUUCACCGGCACCUACUGUCAUGAGAAUAUCAAUGACUGUGAAAGCAACCCCUGUAAAAAUGGUGGUACUUGCAUCGAUGGCAUCAACUCCUACAAAUGUAUUUGUAGUGAUGGAUGGGAAGGAACAUAUUGUGAAACGAAUAUUAAUGACUGCAGUAAAAACCCUUGCCACAAUGGAGGAACUUGCCGAGACUUGGUCAACGACUUCUUCUGUGAAUGUAAAAAUGGGUGGAAAGGAAAAACUUGCCACUCCCGUGACAGCCAGUGCGAUGAGGCGACGUGCAACAACGGGGGGACGUGCUAUGACGAGGGGGACACUUUCAAGUGCAUGUGUCCUGCAGGAUGGGAAGGAGCCACUUGUAACAUAGCGAGGAACAGCAGCUGCCUGCCAAACCCCUGUCACAACGGUGGUACCUGUGUAGUCAGCGGGGACUCCUUCACUUGUGUCUGCAAGGAGGGCUGGGAAGGACCCAUGUGUACCCAGAACACAAAUGACUGCAGUCCUCAUCCUUGUUACAACAGUGGCACUUGUGUGGAUGGAGAGAACUGGUACCGCUGUGAGUGUGCUCCAGGCUUCGCCGGGCCCGACUGCAGGAUCAAUAUCAACGAAUGCCAGUCCUCGCCCUGUGCCUUCGGAGCCACAUGCAUUGAUGAAAUUAACGGGUACCGUUGCAUUUGCCCCCCGGGUCGCAGUGGUCCAGGCUGCCAAGAAGUUACAGGAAGGCCUUGCAUUACCAGUGUUCGAGUAAUGCCAGAUGGGACUAAGUGGGAUGAUGACUGCAAUACCUGUCAGUGUCUGAAUGGAAAAGUCACCUGUUCUAAGGUUUGGUGUGGCCCUCGGCCUUGUGUCUUGCAUGGCAAAGGCCCCAGCGAGUGCCCCGCUGGCCACGCCUGUGUCCCUGUGCGGGACGACCACUGCUUCACCCACCCGUGUGCCGCCGUGGGGGAAUGCUGGCCUUCCAACCAGCAGCCUGUGAGGACCAAAUGCAACUCAGAUUCCUACUACCAGGACAACUGUGCCAACAUCACCUUCACCUUUAACAAAGAAAUGAUGGCCCCGGGCCUUACCACAGAGCAUGUUUGCAGUGAAUUGAGGAAUCUGAAUAUUCUGAAGAAUGUUUCUGUUGAAUAUUCCAUCUAUAUUACCUGUGAGCCUUCCCACUUGGCAAAUAAUGAAAUCCAUGUUGCUAUUUCUGCAGAAGACAUCGGGGAAGAUGAAAACCCGAUCAAAGACAUCACAGACAAGAUCAUUGACCUCGUCAGUAAGCGCGACGGGAACAACACCCUCAUUGCUGCUGUUGCUGAAGUCAGGGUGCAGCGGCGCCCGGCCAAGAACAAAACAGAUUUCCUGGUGCCCUUGCUGAGCUCGGUCCUGACAGUAGCCUGGAUCUGUUGCCUGGUCACCGUGUUUUACUGGUGCAUCCGAAAGCGCCGAAAGCAGAGCAGCCACACCCACACGGCCUCUGACGACAACACCACCAACAACGUGAGGGAGCAGCUGAACCAGAUCAAAAACCCCAUUGAGAAACACGGAGCAAAUACUGUCCCCAUUAAAGACUACGAAAACAAAAACUCUAAAAUCGCCAAAAUAAGGACACACAACUCCGAGGUGGAGGAGGACGACAUGGACAAGCACCAGCAGAAGGCCCGAUUUGCCAAGCAGCCAGCCUACACUUUGGUAGACAGAGAUGAAAAGCCCCCCAACAGCACCCCUACAAAACACCCAAACUGGACAAAUAAACAGGACAACAGAGACUUGGAAAGUGCACAAAGCCUAAAUCGGAUGGAGUACAUCGUAUAGCAGACAGUGGGGUGCUGCCAUGCAGGGCCUUUGAGUAUCAUUAUAAAGGCACUCAAGAGCUUGUAGUUCUUAAACUGUUGUGUAAUAUUUGAGUCUAAGGCUAUUAUUUACUUAGAAUCCCUGUGUUAAUUUAAGUUUGGACAAGCUGGCUUACACUGGCAAUGAUAGUUGCUGUGGUUGGCUGGAAUACCAAGUGCUGCAUUUCACAUCUAUGCAAAACUAGUCAAAAGUGCCCUCCUGUAAAUUCAGCUGCAGCUGAUCCAUCACGGAAACGUUCCAUAAGGUAUUACAUAGCCUUAUUACUCUUCCUUAGUGUUCAUUUUUUUUUCCUGCCAGAUGUUCCGAUUUAUGCAGUUUCUUUAGAAUAAUACAUUUUAUUUAUAUUUAUUGAAUUUGAGUUUUUUGUAUAUUGGUUUUAUGGUGACGUACAACUAGUUCUGUAUUUGAAAGUGCCUUUGCAGCUAGGAACCACAGCAACUAUCAGAAAUAAGUUUAUUAUUUAUUUUUUUAUUGUAUUUUUGUUGGGGGCGGGUGGGGGGAACUUGUCAGCAGUUGCUGGUAAAUGAAGAAUUUAAAGAGGAAAAUGUGUCAAAAAUAGAAGUUUGUAUAGAUAUGUAAAUAAUUCUUUUUUUAUUAAUCACUGUGUAUAUUUGAUUUAUUAACUUAAUAAUCAAGAGCCUUAAAAUAUCAUUCCUUUUUAUUUAUAUGUAUGUGUUUAGAGUUGAAGGUUUUUGAUAGCAUUGUAAGCUCGUGGCUUCUCUAUUUUGAAUUUUUCUUGUUACAUGUUGCCUAUAUGCCAAAACUAAGGUGUUCUAAAAUAGUUUAUUUUUAAUAGGAUGGGCUUUCUUGCCUUGACGCUGGUUUUUGUACAAUGUCAAACGUUUGAAACACCUUCCAUAGUAUCACUUUAAGACUAUUUGUAAGUACUGACUGAGGCAGUUUAGAGAAUUAGACUAGAAAAUUUUUUUUGCUGCUUUAGACUUGAAAACCGAGUGACAGGCAGAUAAUCUGCUAAGAAGCAGUUUAAGGGAACAAAACUGAGCUAUUACUUUAUGUAGAUGAAAUGUGAGUGGUUGCAUGUAAUUAAAAAUAUCAAAUUAGCGUGUGAAGUUGG
Messenger RNA from Poecile atricapillus (Black-capped chickadee), 5770 nucleotides. It is a transcript of the gene JAG1, whose product is annotated as jagged canonical Notch ligand 1. The record is from RefSeq and is a predicted model, not a curated record. The transcript has 26 exons. Gene Ontology annotation, molecular function: calcium ion binding; Notch binding. The coding region runs from base 1006 to 4656 and encodes 1216 amino acids. Gene Ontology annotation, biological process: multicellular organism development; cell communication; heterophilic cell-cell adhesion. Gene Ontology annotation, cellular component: protein-containing complex; plasma membrane. NCBI's taxonomy places the organism in Eukaryota, Metazoa, Chordata, Aves, Passeriformes, Paridae.